AUGGCUGCCGCGAUGGAUGACCAAAUCUUGUAUGAUGUUUUUAUCCGUUCAGAGUGGAACCUCGAGGGCGAACUUUUGGUUAGUAUUUUAAAUCAUAAACCUGAAGGACGUGAAAAUAUAAUCCCAAAAAAUUCCAUUAUACUUUGCCUUCUUGUCUGGUUCUUUACAACUGUAUGCAAACGUGGCACCGUUUAGGUCAUCUUGGGCAGUGUUUCGGUCGUUGCUCUUUUGCAUGUGUGCAACGAGUUUGUCAGAUUUUACCUAAAAACGAUGCCCCAUAAACGUAAAAUACUUUAUUAUCCAGUAAAUAGAAAAGUUAACGUCGGUGAUAUGCCUGCGUUAAUGGCUGUGCUUCAUUAAUUUUAAUAAACAUGAUUCAUGCAUGAAUCAUUUUUAAUUAGUGCUGAAAUCAGGACAGUUGAUAGCCAAUCAGAUUUGAGAAUUUUGAUAUAGUACUUAUGAUUAAGGUUAGUAUUACCUGAUAUCCUCUUCAUAACUCUACUAGAACAUUAUGUGUUUGGAUUAAGGUACUAAGUAAUAACUUUGGCACAGAAUAAUGUGACCACAUGACCUAGCCCCUUUAAGUUAGGGUUUACCAUUGCAAAAAGCAGCCUUAAUACAUUUCCCUGAAAAAAGGUGAUUUAUGCCUAUUUGUAUGCAUUAAUUCUACAUGCACAGUAUAUUAUUGAUCAGAAUGAAUUGAUUGCCUCUGUCAUUAUUUUUCGUUACAGAACAAGACGGGAUUUGACAUUGGCCAGUUGAGAGGAUCUUUACCAAAGAAGUUCCUGACAGUUGCUCAAAGUAGUUUAAUAUUAUUCUUGUUUACCGCUUAGACAUAAUUUGGUUAUCUCAUUCUUCUUACCCCUCCAAUCCCUGAUAUGCAGAUACAAAGACUGACCUCUCUACCUUUCCUUCAAGAAUUUGUUGUGAGCAAAUUUGUUUUAAGGUCAAAACGUUUUCCUUGUUGAUCAUUUAUUCAUUUUCAUACAACUGUAGACUUCUUUUCUCUUGCUUUUCUGUUGAUUUUGUUGGCAGAAAAUCGAUGUUGCACCAUCACCUCCAAAACAUAAUAUGAUAAUAAAUUAUUAUUCCUUCCACAUGUAUUUCCAGAUUCUUUCUGGUGGUUGUUGAGAGGGGCUCAGUAUGCUAUAAGGUGAGAAAGUAAUUUUUUUACCCACUCUCAGGGUAAUAAAAAGUCAAAAUCAGGCCCAUGCAGUCUCAGGCAACCUAGUCCCCCCCCCCCCCCCCCCCCCCCCCCCCCCCCCCCCCCCCCCCCCCCCCCCCCCCCCCCCCCCCUCGCCCUCCCCCCCCCCCCCCCCCCCCAACAGCCCACCGCCCACUCCCUCUCCCCACACCAAGAAUUACCAUUCUUUGUCACUAUACAUUCCAUACCAGCUGUGUUGUUGUGUUUGUUUUGGUGGUGUUUUUGGGAGGGGGUUGAUGAUGAAAAAUGAAAAAAGAAUUUUUUUUCCACCCCCCCGAGGGUAAAAAAGACAAAAACGCCCCCCCCGGGCCCCUCCCAACCCCCCCCCCCCCCCCCCCCCCCCCCAUUGAGACUUGCUCCUCUGGUCUCGUUUCCUCUGUCGGCUCCUUGGAUCACACCUCCCCGUAAAAAAAACAGGGUUCCCAUGAAUUUUCAUAUAACCAAAAAAUUGUUAGUGAUGGUUUCCCAUAAUCUCUGGGCACAGAACGGAAAAAUUGUUGUCAAUGGGAAUUGAAAUCCUAGGGCUUACAUUCAUCACGAAACAGUGUAUUUUAACUUGAUCUAUUAUUAUUUCAGUGGCAGCAAUCAGAUUCUCGGUCUUCCUGCCCAACUCUACAGAAUUAUUAGCAGUUCUCUCAGUUGGCAGUUUGCUUUAUCCAGGUACAUGUUUAUAUCUUUCUUGAACCUCCCAUAAAGUGACCAUCCAAAAUAUAAUGAUUUAGUGGUCGUUUUAAUACAGGAGGUGGUCGGUUACAAGAUUCAACACACAGGGGGUCCCUUCCUAUGAGAGGCCCAGAUACAUCUAUAUUCUGGGAGAGAAUUCAUUACAUUCAGUUUAUGAUAAUUAAGCACCAAGCUUAUUGAAUGUUUGUACCUUGGAAGUGGGCACUUAAUAAAUUGUAACCAUUUUUAGCAAGUAAAUAAGUUUAUUUUCUUUGCAACAAAACAAGAAAUGAAAGUUUCUUUAAAAUACCAAGAGAAAUUGUUCUCAGUUAUUGUUUUCAAAUUAAUCUCAUUGUCAAUACAAUCUUUUUUGUGGGGUGUAAGGGGGGGGGAGGUGGCAUUGGUGCCCAUUAAUGUUUUUCGAGCUAAGAAUUAUAGGGUGGUUGGUUAUUGGAAGUGGGCGCAUUUUUGAGGUUGGGUGCUUGAUCACAUAAAUGCAGUAUUAUAUAAGGUGUGUGUUCAGCUUUUCCAUUUUUAAAGUAAACCUUUCAUAGUGUUGAUGCCCUUUAAUUUUUUUUGUCUUUAGUGAUGGAAAGCUUUUGGCCAUACUUCAAGACAGUUUUAUUGAAAUAAGGUAAUGCUGUUACUGUUGUGACUGUUUGGAUCACAGUGAAGGUCAUUUUUAGAAACUAUUUUAGAAACUGAUAAGGUUAAGUACAUACAUGCAACAUCCUGCACUCACAUAAAUAUGUAUUGUAAAUUUGAACAGUGAGGGGUAUCUUAUAAAUUGACACUUUCAUGUUAUUGGAAGACAUCUAUAAAUUGGCUUAUUUCUAAUACGAACUUAUGAUAGUUUUAAAGACAUAAUUUUAAAAAUCUUCCUUUUUAAGCUACAGGUAAACUUUUUCUUUACUUGUACUACAUACCUUGUUCAUUUAGUGUGAAUCUUUUGUCAAAAAAAAAAAAAAUUAAUAUUUUCUGUCAUGGUUAUUGUAAAUGUAGAUUACCAUGAAUAUUAUAUUUUAUGCAUUUUUAACCAUAGGUAAUUGCUAAGCACAAUCAUGGAUUAGUGCUAAUAAAUAAAAUUAUUACUACAAUAAUUAAAAUUAUUAAUUUUUAUCAUGAUUUUGAAGUCAAUCAAUGCCAUUUGCUUCAAAACGUACAUUAAUCAUCAAUGUUUCCUGUGUGGAACAAGGCCCUGAGUGACUAAGCUGGGUGCUUACCAUUAGUCAUACAGUAACUGGCCAAUGAGAUGAGUGAGUAGUAAAGAGAAUUCCACCAUCAGAAUCAGGACAGUUCAGCUAGGUCAGUCAGUUUAUGAAUAGUAAGCACAGCAGUGAUGGAUUUUUAACGAAGAAUGGAAGAAUAGCCUAUUUUGUUUUCAAAAUAAUUGGUACUUCCAGCCAGUUUUGUCUUUUGGUAAGUGCUGUAGAUGUCAAAGGUCCUAUUAAAGUUCAGCUAAAGGGUUUUAGGAAAGCGGAAAAAUGGCAUGGGUCAUAAUAUCUGAGGGGGCUUAUAUCUGGAAUAGAAAAAGUGCUUCAAAACAAGCUUUAGCAUUGCCGAUCAAAAUAAGUUUUGCAUUUACUGGUUUUAAAUCAAGUAAUGAUACAGGCAAGACGGGAAGCAAUAAAUAUUAUUAUUCUUUUGUUAUGGCGCAAUAUGCUUUGCUCACAUGGGAAUGUUUUCAUUUUCACACAGAGAAUGCAUAAACCUAUAAAAUGAAUAAGGCAGUUUACAAAAUAAAAUUUAUAUAAACUCCAUUUUCAAUGGGUGAUUUUGACCAGUCAUAAGAGUUGCAGACAAUUGACAUGAAAAGUUUACAAUUUUGCAUGUUCGUCACAUAGGAUUUCUGAGUUACUUAGAUUCAGACAAGAUUUUGUUGUAAGGAAGUUGGUUAGAAAACAGGGGAUUAAUAUACGUGCUGCUUUGUGAAGAUUUUGUAAAGUUUGUUGUUCAAACCAGUCAAAAGUGUGGUAGAGACAAUAGCAAAGUUAGCACCUUUAUGCAUCCUCACUUGUUCAUUGCGUUUGGUUCUUUUCUUCUUGUUUGGACCAAAACCCCAUUAUAGAUCAAAUUCACUUCCAUACAUCAGGAGGGAGGCAUAUAUCCGGUGGGGGCUUAUUAUCAUGGCCAUGUAUUUUUUUGUUUACAGGCAGAUGGGCCUAUAACCUGGGGGCUUAAAAGUAACAGUUUAUGGUAGUUUGGUGGGAGAAACUAGUAGUUUAUCAAAGUCACUUGUUCACCCUCACCAUGUUGUGUUAUUGUCAAAACACUAGGUCUUUUGUGGAUGAGUUUGAAUCAGUGGUUGCCAAGUGCACUGGUAAGUCACCAUUAUUGGGCUGGGAGACUGUCCUUCGGCAAAGCUCAGUCCUUUUGUUACUUUUUAAUAGCUACCUAUAGACUCUGCAACAACCAAAACUGAUUAAAGUGCAGCUGAUCAUAGGGAGUUAAAGCAACCCUGAAGACAAUGGCUCUUGCUCAGGUUUAGUCAAAUGUUGACAAAUUUUUUGGGUGUUCAUGCUUGAGAAAGUUUGCACAUAGUUACCUGCAGUGGCGACAAAGAUGUACCAAAAAGUGUGAAGCACGUGCAGAGCUUUUGUUUUGCUCAUAAAACCAGUAAUAUUUUGUUUGUUGUUGUUGUUACAUUAACUUUUUCACUAGCUGUUUACACUCCUAUAAAAUAGGGAAAUUCAUUUACUGUAUGUACAGCUGUAAAUCCCUUGCAGAAAAAAUACAACAGACAUUUUAUUCACCAUUUUCACAUCUCCCAUAAUACACCUUGUUUGCCCCCCAAAAUUUUGCAUAACCUUUGUUUUUCAUUUUUCCUGGGAAUUACAUCCAUCCCAAGAAUCAGAGAGAAUAAUUUUGUUGUUGCUUGGUUUCAGUUGACAAAGACAGUCAUCCUCAAUGGAGGAAAUUGGCAUGGAGUCAGGAUUGUUCAAUGUUGGCCUGUUCUUAUAGGUUGGUACAGUGGUUUAUACUGAUUAGGAAUGAUUUUAUACUGAUUAGUAUGCUUUUAAGAAAAACCCUAUGAACCAGACUUUUUUUUAAAAAUUAUGCUUAAUUGUUCAAUAUUAUAUGUAAUUUGCAUUUAAAGGAAAGGAAACAUUUUAAGUUAUUUUAAUAAUUAUUGAUUGAAACAAUUUCUGGAAAGGUAUGUGCCUCUAUGAAAUAAACUCACUGUAUUUUUUGGAAGAAUGUGGUUGCAUGCACAUGUUGGUGCGCAAGUCUAUCGAUGCCUUGGUCUAAUUUUUGAAAAAUGUGUUAGUUCUCUUUUUAUCGAAAAACCUUUUAACAUUUAAAAUUUAAAACGAUUUAGCUCCUUACUAUUUGACUUCAAUAGAUCGCUUUUACAAGUUCCUUCUGUUAAUACCGUGGCUUAUGGACACCGCUCAUUUCCAUAUUAUGCAUUGAUAAUCGGGAACAGUCUACCUGAUCAUAUCAAAAACUCUGAAUCUGUUUCUACUUUUAAGCAAUGGUUGAAAACUUUUCUUUUUAGGAAUAAUCACUAUAUAUAGUUUCAUUUAGACUUUGUUUACUAUUGUAAACCCCUUCAUGAAUUCUUUAAAUGUGCCAUAAAAACCUAUUAUUAUUAUUAUCUAUUAUUAUUCUGGACAGAGGCAAUAGACUUGAGGAUAUAUGGUAGCAGUUUCUUGCUACGGCUGUAUCAUGCAUGAACACACUCAAGUCUCACUAAAAUGAGUUAUUAAUAUUAAUUUUUUUUUCAUAGUUUUGGUGACAUAGUGGUGUUUGACCUUGCAGGAGAACUGCUUUUCACAAUUCCUCAGGUAAGCCCCCCCAAUCCCCUACAAAAAAACAACAACAAUAUUUUGUCAUUGUUCUUCACAGUUGUACCUACAUACAUUCAUACAUCACAGCUUUUACUCAUUCACAAACAACAAACAGACUUGUGAAUGAAGCCUUUAAAAUGAUUUCGCCCAGGGAAAGGGGAAAGUCUGUGAAAGACUGUGUGCUCCCAGAACCAAUCAGAUUGCAGGAUUUGGAUCAUUCAAUCCGUUUGCAAACGCACUGAGAAAAAAUAAAUACCUGUAUUUGAUGAAGCUGGUUAUAUUAGUAAAAGGGGAAACUAAAAGGUUAAAUGUAAUUUGGACCUGCAAUACAUUCUUACUAUUAACUGUAAAUCUUGCUAAACUGCUUUUUAACAAAUGUUUUUUUUUCCAGACCAUUGGAGCUCUUCCUUCAGAUUUAAGUGACUGUAUAUCUGGACUUGUUUUCAUUGAUCACAAGCACAGCUCUCAGUGGUAAGAUGCUUGCUAUGUAAUAAUGUAGUACUGAAUAGAAAAACUGAGAUCAGUAAAAGUUUUCCUUGCUAACCCCCCCCUCCCCCAACCCACCAAAUUUGCCAAAAAAAUGUUUCUAACUAAUUGGAUUAUAGAGUUAUUUGUGGAACUGAAACAUGAGAAAGUCUUGUUGGUGUUAGUAAUAAUUAUGAAUAUGAUUGGUUUUGGCUUUUUGUAUGAUAUGAAGAAUUUUGCAGAUUGAGGAAGCUGUCUGAUCUGCAUAUUGUGGUGCACAUUUUUUCAUAUAAUAUGAAAUCAAAUAAUUAUUAAUAGUUUUCAUCUUAACAUUUGCCCAUUCCUUGGCAGUUUCAGGGUACGAAGGGAUGUCCAUUCCAGCAGAUAUUAUUUUUCAUAACAUUUGCUAUCUGUCUCUGAGUUCUAUUUUUGCCAUUCUUGCAAUAUUCUUUAGGUAGUAGUCUGGCUUCUUGUCUUUCUAUAACAAGUGGAAUUUUCUGCCAUUUUCUUCAGCUCUGCUUGCAGAGGAAAAGCUGAGCUACUGUGCUGCAAUCUGCUACUUUUUUUCUGUUAAUUAUCUGAAAAUGUGAUGUCACUUUUAUGGAUAUCACCACACAUCUUUUAAAUCUGGUUGAUGCUGGCUGGUUAUGAAGAAUUAUUUGGGGGAAUUAAUCGAGUUGGAAACCAAGAAAUAUUUUGAAUGAAUAAUAAAAUUAAGUAAUAAAUGCUUAAGACUGCUUCUCUUUUGUCACACUAUUUUCUUCUUUUCUUUUUUUUAGGUCAGCAGAACUUGUUGUGAUAAAUUAUUGUGGUGAAUUGAAGAAUUAUUUAGUCAGGUUUGUGUAUAUGGAAACUUUUACUGCUUGCAUUUUUAAAUUGUAAACUUCAAGAGAUAAUAUAAUAUUAUUUUGAUCAUUGUUCUUAUAGCCCUACCCAUGGUUAUCAGGAGAAUCACAGUUUUUCAUUUUCCAGCAUCCUUCCAAACCAAGUUUGCUCAGUAGUAUACCAUCCUCAACACAAACUGUUGAUUCUAGGAAGUGUAGUUCAUCAGAGCAAUAGAACUUCUACAGGUAUGGCCACUUAGUUGUUUAGUAGGUUAUAUGUACGUCAUGUUCUGAUAUUAACAGUUUCUAAAUGGGUUCAUGGAUUAUAACAAAAUAAUCAAUUAAUUUUGUUUGAAAUAGAUAAUCCGUCUUGCCCAGCAUCACAGUAUGGAUUAACAGCAUGGAGGAUUCUUUCUGGUUAUCCACAUUACCAUCUCAUAGAGGAUGAAGGCACUAAGUUAUUGCGGGUAAAUUGUUUUUUUGAAAAUCCCACUGUACAUGUAGUUAAGUCAUUCACUAAAUUAACAUUCAUUUUCACUCCUGGACUAGGUUAUGGCCAGAAUAUUUAUUCAAUUGUAAAAAGCAAACAGACAACAAUUUUCUAUAGUUUAUAAUAUUGACUUAUAAACCAUAAAAAUUACAUGUAUGUCAAUAUCUUCAACAUUGUGAAGUGAAGCCGGUUUGCUGUGGCCCAUGGUUGAACGUUUUUAUAGUCUACUCAGUAUAAAGAGUAUAGAUGGGGUAAAAUUAUUGUCUAUUUUUUAUUAAAAAAAUUUAGUAACUUUGAAAUCUUAGUGGCAGCCCUGUAUAUGGUGUGUAUUUAUGUUACAGACUGGUUCUGGAAUAUUAAAUCGAAUUAGAAGUCUUCCUUUGGUUAAUGUGUCAUCUGAAGGACUGGUUAGUGAUUCCUUUUUUAUCUACUAAGACUCAAGUCAGCAUCAUCUGUUUCUUCCACCAAGAAUAUUACUUUACACAACACAUUUUUUUAGGAUAUCAGCUCCUAAAACCAUGAGUAAUGCAUCAUUUUGUAAAUUUUAUGUGGAAAAAUCCUUGCUGAGCUGCAAGUAUAAUUCAGUCAUCAGUCAGCGUCACACUCAAAUAACGAUAUACCCAAUGUCAGGUGCAAUCCCACCUGAAAGGGUAUUCUCAGAUGGCAUCUGAUGACUCCAUUUUGUACAAUUUAUCAGAUGUGAUAGCUCGAUCCCUGUGCAAAUGUUCUGGUUUGUCGCAAUAAAAUAAUGACCUGGUUUGAUGCAUGACUAUCCUUUCUAAAAAGGGAAAUUAUUUACAAGCCCGUUACCAGCUGAUUGCAUUGUUUGUAAGUACAGUGUAAGAGGGCCAUAAGCUUCAAGCUUUAAAUGUUAUGACAGUCUUUAAUAUUUAUAUACUAUAAAUACAACAGUAGUAGUUGUAGUGAUCUGGACAAGUGUAUCAUGCAUCAGAUUCAUACAUGUAGAGAUACACCCAAAACUGACCUUCAUUAGAGUGUAUGCCACGUAAAUACUAUUAUUAUUAUGACAAGUGCCACUGAGAGAUACCAUCUUGUGUGACAAUUAAAAUUAAUAACUUGACAGUAUAUAUAACCUCUGUUUGUUGUUGCUCAUUAUUUAGGAUGGUGUUGCACAGAUGUCUUUAUCCCCGGAUGGAACCAAGCUUGCGGCUUUACACAUGUCAGGAACCUUGUCCUUGUGGCAUGUCCCAUCUCUGCGACAAAAAACUAUGUGGUCUGUUGAUGAACAGGUCAGUUGAAAAUAAGAGUCUGUUAUAAUGUCAGUUGCUUUUGCCUACUGUACAUUUUUCUUUAAUUUCGCUGAUCUUAGUUGGAAUGAAUGAAUAUUACUUGAGUAAAAUAGUUGACAAGAUCUGAUAACAACCUUGCAUUGUCUUUUGAGAUAUAGUGGAUAAAAUUACUUUAGCCAACAUGACAUAGUACUGAAUGUUAUCACUUCAAUUAGAAUUGUUAUUAUUUCAAUAAAACAAGCCUAAAACAUUGAUAAAUUUUCCUGAUUUCAUUUUGUACAAAUGUAAAAAAAAACAGAGACAAUUUACACUCAAACUGCCUUUUUUUUUACAGUAGCUUAGCCACUAAGAUGUUGUUAUCAUUUCCCAUUUUUUCAUUUUCCACUGCAGCCCUCAUUUAAGAACCCAGAUGAACAAGUUAAAUUCGCUUCCACCAAACCACCGGAUUCAAACAAAGGUUAGUUACAUUUUUGGCUCUCCACCUAUGUUUCAAAAUAUUAUUGUAAAAAAAGAUCCCAUAUCCAAAUAACUGUUGACGUAGAGUUAUAAUAUAGUGAUACAAUAUGGUGUGGCUUAUACAAAGAGAACGCCUCGGACUCUGCCCAGAGCACGCCACCUGAAAUGGAUAAUUCUUUGGCUGAAGAGAGUGAAAUUUGAACAAGCCCAUUACCAAAAAUGUUUAUUUUGACAAGUUUAUGACUGUUGCAAAAAUGAUAGUCUUGUACGUAAUUAUUAUUCUAUUCUUGCUGUACAUACAUGUUAUUCUCGUCACAAUUAAUUAUAGUAAAAAAGUGCUGGCAUUCAUGUUGAGAAAGAAAUUCCAGCACACACUAAAAAUUCACACUAUAAUGGAACUUGUCACUCCAUGUUUCAACGUUUUCAUUGUUUUUAUAAUGUAGCUGUUGUUAUUGUUUGUAAACAUCCUUGUAAGAAUGUUUAUGGAAUAACAUUUUUAAAAUCAACAUUUUGUCAAACCUCCACAGAGUUGUCAUUUCAUGGUUUAAUGGCUGUGAAUUGGUGGGCUGAAGAGGUAAGGUUGACAUUAACUCGUCUGUUAUUCAAAACUUUGAACAUUUUUUUAAGAGGUUUCUCUUCAAAUCAAACAAAUUUAAUAUUAUCAGUGGCUUGUUUUUUAACAUUCACUGAUAAAAGUAAAGCAAAGCCUAACCGACAUUAACUACAAUAUGCACGGUCCUAGAUCUUUAUUGAAUGGUCUUACCCUCCUGACAAAUAACAUUGUAUUUCAUAAGUCAGUAGUUCAAUCAUUCAACAUUCAAGUCUGUAAAACUAAAAUAUGAUCGACCUCCGAUUUUUACAAACUCCCUAAACUCCCAUUUUAAAAGACUCUCUUUAUACUGUACAUGUACAUGUAGAUCAACUUUGAUGUAGGAGAUUUUAAGGAGAUACCUAAACCUUUUGACUGUCCUGUUUUUAAAGCCAUUUUUUGGCCUUAAAUGUCAGUAAAAAAAACUUGAUCUCUUACCUGAAAACCUCAUUAGUACAACCACCUUGUGGUUGUGUGACUUGAAGGGGUUACUGUUCAUUUAUCAUAGUGUUAUAUUACUAAUUAGUCCUCAAAUAAUUUGGAUUUCCUCUCUUCAGGUGAUUUUAAUUAGAAGUAAUUCCAUUAAUGUGAAAUAAUUAUAAUAACUCAGUCUUUCUUCCCAUUAAUUCCUGUUCUUCCCUGUAGCUAGUAUGAGGUGAACUGAGCUCUUGAGUCGGGAAGACAAAAUAAUUAUAACAUAGCUAUGUUAGAAGGAAGCAAGUUAAUGUUUUUUAGUGAUGGCUAAGAUUGCUGUGCCUCUUUGAGCAAUUUAAAAAGCGUGGAUUGGAUCAGUACACUUGAACAAUUUUUUCUGUCAUGUGUGAACUACUUAUGCUUUCACCUACAUGCACUGUACUGUCAACUCUCUCUGAUAUGGACACCUUUAAGAUUAGUACCAUUGUGUCCAUCUUAGAGUAAUGUCUUUCCUGUUGAGUGAUUUUGUUACCUCCUCAUCCUGCGUCCCUGAUGCAUAAAAAUCCUUUAAGAUACAAAAUAAGUCAUGGCAUUCAUCCCAUAGGAUGCAAAGAUCAAUCGGUUGAUCCAUGUGUUUUUGACUCGUCGAAAUAUCCUGAUUGUAUAAUUUCUGUGGCAGUUAUUAUGGCUGUUGUUUAUUUUAGCCUUUGUUGUGCUAUAAAAUAGAAGAACUAAAUUUUAAUUUCAGUAUACUGUAGUAAAGAGUUUUGGAGUCUGUCUUUAGAUUAACACUGUCUGGUUAUAUAAAGGCCCAAUCAUUUUCAAGUUUGGAUUGGUUGUUUUUUUAACUGGGACUCAUUGGUUCUAGACUGGGACUCACAAUUUCUCACAAAAUGAGUCCCAGGACUCGCCAUAAUUAUUUGUAACAAAAUCACUGCUUGUAGAGAGUCAAAUGAAGCAGAUGUAGAAGUGUCCAUUAAGAGAGACUUGACUGAGUGUAUACCAACGAAUAAUAGUUUUUACAUUUCCCUUUUUAUGUAGGCACUGAUUUUGUCUCACAGCACUGGAGCAUUAACUGUGUCUUCCACUGAGCAGAGGUAAUUAAAUUAAGCAAACUAGACUUUAAAGGGUUGUUUUAUCCUCAAGAAGUAUUUUGACUGGUUUUUCUCACAUAAAUAAGAAACAUCCUUUUGUGACUGUAUGUGUCUGGGCAGGUAGAGUUUUUCAUUUAUAAAGCACCAAAUCUAGGUCUACAAUACUCGUUAACGCCCACAUUGCAAGUGGAGGUUGGGUGCCCAGGGGCCAGGGGGCUGCAACCGCAAUCACACCCAAAGGCGGAAGAACACCCACAGAUUUGCCAACCCGCAACCCAGCCACGAGCUUUCCCCCCGCGCCCAGCCUGAGACCUCAAUUAAUGUAAUAAAUGAUCCCAAAAUAUAAUGAAGGUUCUAAGUGUAAUCUUCUAUACCACCUGUCACACUGAGGCGAGAAGCUCAGUGGAAGUAAUAUGAAAACCCUGGGAGGGGGGGAGACCCUAAACCAAGAAAGCGGAGGGAGGGAGGGGAACCAAGAGAAACGCUACUCUACUAGAACAGAACGCCAGGCCAAGAAAGCUUUGAGUUCAACGCAAACACAAUGUAGGCACCUGCUAUGGCCUGCUCAUGCACAGAAGCGACAUACCACUGGACAGGAAUUUGCCUGCAUGCUCACAAAACAACAAACACUAACAGUCACGCGAUAACACUACAGACAUCCAACAUGCCACCAAAGAAGGCCAAAAACACUAGGAAUCAUAGCUCCUAGUCAUUAACUACAUUAAAUUUGAUUCAAUAGUAUUUAAAUUUCUUUGAAAAACUAUAGAAUGAAACUAAGGAUUUCUCAUGUCAUACCUUCUCAACUGACUUUUUCGAUUUUUCUGUUUUUAAUUGUGUACUUGGUCUUCUCUUGACAUUUAUUUCUAUUAAUGGGUAAUAUGUGAAUCAACAUGAGGGAGGGUGUAACAAGACAAUUAGUUUUCAAGUAAUUGUCUUGGCAAAACAUUGUAGUUGUCAUAGCUCUGAAUUGGUAAAAGAAGCUGAUUUGUUUUAUCUGGCAGUAGGUUGAUUUUGGCAUGUAGUGUUGUGGUCAGUUUUAGCCUUGUAUUAUGGCCUAUGUAGUGUUGUGGUCAGUUUUAGCCGUGUAUUAUGGCCUAAUGCACUUUGUACAUGCUUUCCGAAGGUACAACAUAAUGUCUGGGAGCAAACAAAGUGUCAAGUUUUUUAAUCAACAUGGCUCUAUAAUAUUGAUCAAGAUAUUAAACAGACAUUUUCCCUGUUACUGAAAGAGAUGAGAGUUCAAGAUUUGGAUUUGUAGACCGAUCUGUUGAUCUGUUGAGUUUGACUUUGAAUAAAUUAUUUGACUGAAUUGGCCAAAGAUUUAAGAUAUGGUAGUAAUUUUUUUCUUUUUGUAGUCUUCAUAAUCUGCUUGGUCACCGCCCAGAAAUGUGUGAACCAUGGUCUCGUAUCACUGCUGCCCAUAGUAAAGGGUUUCUCAUUUUAGAGGUAUAAAGACUUACUUUGUGUACUGAAAGCUUGAUAUUUGAAGAGGGGGCUGAAGCCAACAGAUUGGCAGAUUUUGAAAUUAAUUUUUGCCCAGAUUUUGGAUCCAGAGUGAGAUUUCAACAGAUUUGAUGAUCUGAUAAUUUCAGUGGAUUGCGAAUUCAUUUUUUGGGCCCAGUUUUGGACUUUGUUUGUUUUAAAAUUAUUCGAAGUGAAGUUUUAACAGCGGAUUUGGUUUAUAAAUCAUAACUGGUCAGCGGAUUUGUAUACCUCUUUUCAUCCCCCUCUUGAAUACCUAAUUGAUGAUAAUAUCAAGCAAUAUACAGGAUUUUUGUGUGCUUGUAUAAUUGCCUCUGUUCUUUUCAGCUUUAGUCAGUAAUUCGGCUAUUUUUCUUUGCGUAGCCAUGAACUCCUUUGUCAUUUUCUUGACAUCUGCAUUCAAGCCAAAACAGCUGAGCUGCUGUGCCACGUACUCUCUUGCAUGAAAUCAAUGAUAACAUAAUAUAGAAUCAAUGAUGUCAGCAUGACUGUUAUCAACGACUGUACAUUGCUCACAUUUUCCAAAUUUUGGUCAGUGCUAGCUGGUUAUGAAUAAUAAUUAGCUGGAGGAUUAAAGCCAAUCAGAAAUAGUGAAAUUUUUUGAAUGAAUAUAAUAGUAGUUAUACAAGGCAUAUGAAUUUAAUUAUUUGAAAAAUGCACUUGUGUAAUCAAUGUAGUCAAUCUCACACUCUUCAUCAAAUCUAAAUGUCCUGUUAAUAAUAAACAUGUUACCAAGUACAUUUUGUGAAACAAACAUCCUCCUCAAGGUCCUCCAAUUUUUUAAUUUAUUGGCAUUUUGAUAUUUUUUUGGGUUUUUCUGUUAUUCGUAAGGAUUUCAAAGUCAACUGAUUCUCCAACAUUUAAGAUGUUUCUUGUUGUGGAAACCAUUGUUGAUUAGCCAGCUACUUACGAUUUUGUGGUGUGGGUUUGCUCAGUGUCUUUCAAUCUUGUGUCAUUGCACUCAUCCAAAAAACUACAUAAUUUUAGCCUUACUGGCUGGUUAAUUCUGUUCUUAACUUGCCUGACAGGCAAGUGAAGUUUUUUGGGGGAGUUCAAAGUGCAGAAGAACUGUAAUCAAUUUUGAUCAUAAUAAAUUUUUUUUGGGCUAGUACAUGCUGGCUACAGCUUGCCUGAAUCGCAAUCUGUAAAACUAACUUUCUUUAUACCCUAUUGAACCAACUUCGUGUUAUUUUUAAUGUGAAAAUGAAAUCAAGACCUCACGAUCCAAACAUGCCUUAAAUGCUGGUGAGGAUGAAGGUGAUAGUGACAAGAACGGUGAGAAGGAGGAUGUUGAAUUGGAGAGUGAUGAUGAUGAUGAUGAGCCAACUCUGAUGUCCAGAUCAAAACGUUUUGCCAAACAGGUGAGUUAAUUAGAAAAUUCAAAGAAGAAAGAAAGUUACAGAGGCAAAUUAAAGAAAUCUUUAAAACUCAGUUGUAAAAUGCAGUUAAUAGAGCAUGAUGCCCUCAAUCAGCAACAUGUAAUGCAGAGUUAUCCCAGCCCUUAUCACAUUUUGGUAGGGUUUUACUCACAGUCUAGGUCAAAUUAUUGGGUAGUGGAAAAUCACUUUCACAGUUAGGAAAUUAUGUAUACAGUAGCAAUCCUUGUUUACGUUGCAGUUGGGACUAGUUUCUAAUGUAUCGCUUGUUUUGUAUGGCUAGUAAAAAUAAUUUUCCUCAUGCACAUCUCGUGGAGCACCUCGCGUGCUCUCUCAAUCCAGUGGUACAGUAUUUAUCAUUGGCUUACCCUCAGAUAGUAGUCAGUUGUGCAAUGUUGGCUGAAGGUUUCAGCUCGUAGUGCCGUGGAGUGUUAGGCUGUAUUAAUUUUCUUUCUUUUGGACCCACCUGAACUUGUCCGAUCUGGUGCAGAUAUGUAAUAGUGCCGGGAAGAUAAGUAUGGCUCUAUGGUCGUGCUAUGGAAGUCAUCCGCCAUGCUGAUGGCGGAGUGGAGUUCCCCCCUUUAUGUCAUAUGUUUGGUUGUCAUGAUUUUAUUAGACUCUUAUUUAAAGGCUAGCUAAAGGAACUGUGACAUUAGCCAAUGCGUGAACUUUGUGAAAUAUGUGUUUGAUCAGACUUGCAGGCUAGGAGACUGAAUUUUCAGACAAGAUCAUCCUUAAGUUCUUUGACAAAUUUUUUUUCAGAUUUUUCUUUUCAGAAUAUAAUUAUUUAUAGAUGGAUGUUUUUAGCGAAUUGAUAGGGAAACAAGAAUGGUGUACUACCAAACAAUAAUUUCAAAGAAACGUUAAAUGUUUUUUUUUAUCAGGUGAUGUUUUUCCUGACAGAAAGUGAAAGGUUUCAGCCACCCAUGAAAGUACGCAAGUAUGUAUAGCAGUCUCUAUUGUUUUUGGUCAAAGUAUUAUAGCACAAUGAUAUUAGGCAAAUUUUUCAGAUACCUCAUUUUUGGACUUAAAUAACUCUCUGAAUUUAUUGUUGAUGUGAAAUUUAUAAUGGUAAUUGAACUGAGGGGAGUGCACUUUGGUCUGAAAUCAUACACGUGGUUUUAGAAUCAGACGAGUGGGCAGCGCGAGUUUAGAUUUGAAAUAGCAAAGUAUGAUUUCAGACCAGAAUUUUACUCCACUCUGUACAAUUACAUUGUACUACUUUAUUACAUUGAUUUUGAAAUUGCAGAAUUCAGUCAGUACCAAUGUGUUACUGAUCUAGUGUCCAGUUUGUUGAAAAGUUGAAACAAAAAGGCUUUUACAUGCUCAUUUUGUAUUUGGAGCAGAAAUGUUGUGAAAUAAGGAAAAAAUGUUGUGAUUUAGAACAGUGAUCUAGGGCAAAAAGUCAUGUGAUUCGUUAAUAAAUCACACUGCUGAGAGCCAAUCAGAUUGCAGGGAUCACCAGUGAUUUUAAAAUGGAUAUAAUAACAAUUUUGACCCUUGAUUGUGUUUACUUUCCUUGAUCAUCUAUUCAGGAUCUGGAAUGAUUGUCAUCUUUCUCUCCAACUACUUUAAAAUUCUUAUCAUGCAUUUUUAUACAGAUUUAGUAUAUAAUGUAAUUUAUCAUCUGCUUUACUUCUCAGAGUUCUUCAUUGCACAUACAGGCUUGUUUGUUUACGAUCCACAACACCCGAGGAGCUCUAUGCCAGAAAGGUAAACCCUGUAAAUUAUUUAGCAAAUUCUUUGCUUGCAAACAAGCUCUCUUUUGUUUUUUGGCAGAAUUUCUGGCUACGGGCAGGGAUGUCACUAAGAUUUCAAGUUGCCUUGUGAACACAACAAGUAGGCAGGGAAUCUGGGGAUAAUAAUAGCAAUAAUGGAAUAUGACCAUAGAUUAUCUGGAUUUUUGAAAUGUGUUGUAUUUCUACGCAGUGUUAGUUUGUUCUAGACAGUAAAAUCUCAGAACCUGUAGUCUCUGGGCUAUUAUUGUCUCAAAAGGUUUUGGAAAGAAAUACCAGUGAUCAGUGAGUAGAUUUGUAAAUGGAGAAGGAAAGGAACUAAAAAUCAAAGCUGUUUUUCUGGCAUUUUUGAUCUUUUAGACUUUGUCACCAUGUGAUGGUUGUUAAAAUAUGCUAACUUUAAAUCAUCUGCCCAAAGGGCAAAGUGUGUGAUAAAGUCAGGGUUCAUCACUGAAAGUAUCUUCAUGGUGAAAGGUUCAGUUUUUAAUUAUGUUUUAAUAAUGAAGUUAUUAAUUUGUUUUAGAUAGAACAUGAGGAGUAUGGUGAAGCCCUUGUUCUUGCACAGACCUAUGGACUGGACAGUGAUUUGGUUUAUCAGAAACAAUGGAGAAAAUCUCAUGUUUCAGUGGCUUCCAUUCACGAUUACUUGGUCAGUGUCAAUAAAAAUAAUGUUUAAAAAAUCUCACUUGGUUAGAUUUCACCUUUGAAGAUUGCAUUUUACAGUAAUUUAACUUCCUCCAGGGAUGAAGUAAUCAGAAAAAAGUUUUAUUAAACUGACUGGGAGAAUUCUCUGGUUGUUGUGUAAUUGUUUGAGUCAUACAAAAUGACUUGUAGUGUCCUAGUGUUGCAGAUGGGAGCAAAAAGCAAUUGAUGUAAUGCAAAAGAUUUAAAAGAAACUAAACAUUACACCAACCCACAAAACAAAAAAAAAACAAAAUAAAAUAAACAAUAACGGAAAAGACAAAGAUGAAACACAUGAAGAACAAACCCGCCACCCCCCCCCACACAAAAAAAAAAAAAAAAAGGAAAAAAAGAACAAGAAAAAACCUCCCCCAGGGCUUCCAACAAAACCCAAACAAAUCCCUGGGCCAAAAAAAAGAAAUUUAAGAAAAAUCCUUUGCCCAAAAUCCUGAGAACAGCAAAAGGGAAUGGCUGUAAUUAUAAAACCACGUUGGGUGAAAAAAUCAAGUAAAUAAAUUGAAGUCUUGUUUGACUCUAUAUGGUACACACUGGUUUAAUGAAAUAGUUAAUGUGAGAUUAACCAAAAAAUAGGUUUGGUUUUACUUAUUUAGCAGAACUAAGUGCAAGGCACUUCCAUAAAAUAAAAAUCUACAGAUCAUCGUGGAAAUCUAAAAGGUCUCUAAGAACUUGCCAUAUUUGCGCACCCAAAAUAAUCCCAUAAUGGAAAAUUUCAAAUCCAUAAGAACCUUCAGUCAUCCCAGUCACUUGGAAUUUAGAGUGCCCCACCUAGAAAUGGGUUAACUCCAAGAAAAGCCCCAAUUACUGAGGAUACAAUUUACAGUGCCAUUGAAAUAAGACUUUUCCUGCAUUCCUGUGAACAAAGACACCAACUCGAGGCUUGGGUGGACAGAAUAAAGUGAUUUGUAUCAAAUUGUCCACCCGAACCUCUACCCCAUUUCCUUAUGUAUGCUCACUGGAGUUGUUUGUGGAUGCCCUUGCGUAUUGUUAAUAACUAUAGCAUCUGCUUUUAAUCAUUGCAGAGCAAAGUUAAGAAUCGUUUGUGGGUGCUUAAUGAAUGCGUGGACAGAGUGCCAGAAAAUUAUGAAGCAGCCAAGCAGUUGUUGCAGUAUGGACUCCAUGGAACAGAUGCCAAGGUGGUGAAGAGUGUUGGAAGUGAGCAAGGCCCAUUGCCUUUUAUUAUCAAGUCUAAGAGUGAUGAGUUUAAUGAGGAGGAGGAAAGAAAGAAGAAAAUCAAGGAGCUUGAAGAUUCGUUAGAGUUUGCCAGGUACUAACAUAAGCUGAAAAAAAAAUGUUAUUCAAGGAUCAGUCUGAAAUUUGUACAAAAUUAUUUAAGUCUUCUGCACCUUGCACUAAAGCAAACUCAAGAUAAUAUGAUACUAUUAAUGCUCAUUUUGACCCUUGGAAGAGACUGGGUGAAUAUCACAAGCAAACAACACCCACCAUCUGGGAACACCAGUCAAAAGGAGGGCCCAGUCAAAAGUCCUGAUUGGCUCCAGGAGACCAUGGACAUUAAAAGGAAAAACCAGGAGGCCAGCCAUAUCAGACACCAGUGUCUGACCCUAAAUAGAGAUAGAGAUUAUGAACUACCCACAGUUUUUAAUUUCUCGUUCUCUUGUGUUAAAAUACACAUAAGUGGCAUGUCAAUACUCAGGUUAGUCUUUGCUGAAGAAGACUUGAGAUACAUUUGAAAGCUCCAGUGCUUUGAUAUGAUGGGACCUUUUUGACUAAAGGUAGUAUGUUUUUGCGGUCUUACCUUGCAUUGUUGAUGGAGAAGACAUAUGGAUAUCAGUUGGAAUUACUUGAUUCAGAAUCAUGAAGAUGUCUUGCGCAGAGCGAUCUCUAACGCUCGACACAAUUAAAAAAUGCCUUAUAAGAAGCUUUAAAUGAACCUUUUGAAUUUCCAUCUGAGUCUUGAAAAUGAAAUCGUCUUCCAGGUCAUCUCUGUUGUAUUUUGAAAUUUAUGUGGUCUUAACAGGCAUACUAUUGAGCUCUUUAUUCUUCAUACUGAUGGUUGGCUUCUAAUACUUGUAGUUUUGUGUUACCUGUAUGUUAGCUCUCUGUAAAUAAUACCACCAGCUAAAUGAUGCAUGAUUUUGGUUACUGAUUUUUUUACCAUUUGAUCAGUUUCAACUUGGAGCAGCGUGACAUCUGCAUGUACCGACUGAAGUUACUCCAAUACCUUGAUCGCCUCUCUACAUAUGAGGCUAUUUUGGGCGGGGUCCACAUGGCUCAUGAGGAGUACUGUCACAUAUUCUUUGAACGAUUUAGAGAAAUCAAUAUCAUGCAAGCUGCUGUAGAGUAUGCUAGGGUAUGUUUUAGUUGUUGUUGUUGUUCUUUUAACACAAAACUAUUUGAGUUUGGUAUAAGCCUCUGAAAAGAUUUGCCGAACUGACUCUCUUAAAAAUAGGUUUGGCCUUUCUCUCCACCGUAGGUACCAUUUUGGUGUAGACGUAAGCUGUUUUAUCAUAGGGUUAUGUAAAAAGCUAAGGGGACAUAACUAGUUGUUACUGUUUUUUACCCCCAUGUUGACAUUGUUCCUGGUAAAAUUAGUCUAUUUCAUUAAGAAAUGAAAUACAGACCUCAUGCAGCUCUGAACUGAAUGAUAAUCAGUCUCUGUCCAGCAAUAGCUUGGUGACGCUAGGUUUCCAUUUUUGUAGUGGGUUGUAAAUGAUGUGAAAAACGUACUGUAGUAGAGGUGGGACUUUUUAUUUAUUUUUGCUAACAGCAAAGGUGAGUUUCAAACAAGUUAGUGUGGGGACGUCCAUAUUGUAAUUUGGAUCACAAGAACAAAAUGUUAUAUAUGCAAUUUUUCGUGAAGGUUUUGCACUAUUUUUUUCAUUUUAAGCACCGAUUUAAUACCAGUUCGAAGUAGUAUCGUCAAUAUGUUUUUUCUUACAGGAUGGCAACUGUGAUGCACUGGACGCCAUUUUUACUUACCAUGGGAAAGAGACUCUUCCUCACAGGCUUGCUAUUCUAUCAAACUUUGACGAGACCAUUCCACCAUCUGAGUACCAAGCUCUUCUUCCAGAGGCGGGGUGAGUGUGAAAGGUCAACUUCCUUAUUGUUGACAACGAAUGUGUUUUGAACAGACGGAGGGAUGGACUUCUCGUCCUAAGGACUGGGUUACAAGUAGGUUCCGCCCCAUGCAAGGGAAUCCAAGACAGUCUUGAAUUCUGAAUUCCACGCUGUAGAUUCCGGAUUUCAGGGAGUGGAUUCCAGACUUUGUCAUUGGAAUUUGGAUUCCGGAUUUCAAUCGUUAUUGGGAUCCGUAUUCCUUGAGCUGUAUUCCAGAUUCCAAAGGCCAAAAUUCCUGAUUCCACAAGCAAACGUUUCCCCUAUUCCGGAAUCCCUUGCAUGAGGUGAUAGGUACAGUAAUUGUCUGAACAAAUGUGAGAAAAUUCUCUGUAUUAGUGGUUUCCAUGGUACAUUAAAUACAUGUAAUCUUAGUACGGUUAUUUACAAAUUGAAAAGUUGUAGCCAAUACAUUUGUACUUCCGAGAGAGUGUCUUUAGAGACCUAUAGAUUCGUGGAUGACGAGGGCAAGAUUUGACUUAGAGAUUUUUUCACAUAUUCUCAAGAAUUGACAUUCUGGAAAGCUUCAUUUUUACUUUUUCACCAGAAAAGUUAACAUGGUUAUAUUUAUUGAAGGAGGGGGGGCGGUGGCUCGCAUGGGACGUUAGUCCCGUUGCACCUACCCCUUUUGGGUUUUUGCUUCUUUUUUUUUUUGUGUGUGUGUUGUAUGACAAAUUCAUAUUGUAUUCACUAAAGGAGCACCCAAUAAAGCUGUGAAAAAAAAAGGAGGUUAAACCCUCUCCUGAUCGCAAAAUGAUAAAACUGAAACUAAACUUGGUAACUACAACAGCAUUUCAAUAAAAUCCGUAGUAGAAUGACCGGGCUAUCACGAUUUCCCGCUGGACCAGUCAUUUUGACAAUGAAAUAGGCUUUUUCAAAGAUUUUUUUAACAAAGGUCAUCCUGCAUACUAUUUAGGAUUCGUUUGUUCUAGUGGUGAUUUAAAGUGGAAUUCUUGUUACGACGAGAAUGAUGUGGCCGGUCAGUUCUGACAAAUUGAAAGAGCUCUUUAGCAUUGAGACAAUCUCGUUCUAUUGGUCAUCCUCAUCUUAGAAUCUAAAGGUCUAAAAUAAAGGGAAAGAGGAGAACCAUGUUUGAUUUAUUAUUUUUCCUUCCUCUUUUAGCUGUUGUGUAGAACCGGUGACAUUCUGUUCCAUGUUCUUUUAGUUUCUCAGCAGGUGAUCCAGAUAUCUUAGAGUGGGAUGAAAAGUGUUGGAGAUGUGCCGACUGGGCAGAGAAAGCUGAAUGCAAAAAAGUUGUGGGCUGGGAAGACUGUGGUGACCCUGCAGAAUUUAUUUAUGAAGAAAAUCCUGACUUACAACAGUACAGGUGAGGGAAAGAUGUUACUGUUUCUUAUAAUUCUUUCACAGCAGUUAACAAACUUGGUCGGACAGAAAAUGAGAAAGGGACCGUGUCCAAUUUGGGUAUCAAUGAAUAUCAGUGAAUGUUUUUUAAAUCAAGAACUCAUUUGUUUUGGGAGGUGGGGUGUAACUAGAAAUAGUAUAUAUGAUAGUUCUACAACAAUAUUGAUUUCUCUUACACAUUAAUUUUGUUUUGUUAACUUAAAUUUUACGUAAGAACGAAGAAUGGACAUUUUAGUAAAAGUACAGACUAUUAUGCCAGAACAGUACUCUCGUUUGUAUAGUGUUUGUGUAAUAAAGUGAUGAUAUAGUAAUGCUUUUUUCUUUGCCUUUAAGGUGUAAAUUAACGUCGGCGGUGGUGACUAAGUGGUACAGAAACAGAGCUUGUGAGAUGGAAUCUCUCUCUAAACAGGUACUCAUUCAUUAUGUUAUUAGUUUUUCGGGCUUCAAAAUAGGGAAUUUUCACCACUCAGAAGAGAUUGUGUCGCAGAUUAGCCGCACUCUCGAGUUUGAGCUUAAAGCAAAAGGCUGCAUUUUAAACACGACUUUUUACAGUAUUUAUCCGUUUUAUUACAUCUGAAAUGUACAAAUUGUACUUGCAUUUUUCGUCACCCUGCCUUCAGCUAACGCUUGUCCUUUCUUUUAAAAUAGAUAGACAAUUCACUGGAACUCAUUAAGCUUGGAAUGGAGAGAGGAAUCAAGGUAAUCAUUGCUUAACGUCAACAGUUUUCAGUCCAAAUUGUUUGGGGCAAAUGUACAUGUAGCACAAAGGGAGUCUUUUUUGGUGUUAACUUGCGCUAUAUUUAUUUAUUCAGGGACUUGAAGAUCUUCAUGAUGACCUUGUUACACUUGAAGCACUGGUUUACGACGUAAGUUCUUUCUGCUUUCUCAUUGAAAGUUAGUGAAUUACCGAAGUCAAACAUUAGUGAAACUUUAUGAAAUAAGUAGAGUCACAAUAAAUCAAGUUUCUUUUAAUCAUUUCGUUUCACACAAAUUGUGCUUUGCAAUGGCUUCAAUACGUGUGCAAUAUGCCUUCUUCAAACAUUACAAAUCCACAUAUAUACUGGUAAGGAGCAGAAAUUAGACAUUGAAAGUCAUAUUUAAUUUGACCCUCAUCAGCUUAGUGUAGGGAAUUAGGACAUACUGUUCGGUUCUGCAAUUUUCUCUGGGCAUUCAGCACUUGGGUGCGGGUUAUGCUGAUAGAAAGUACAGUGUUUUACCCGCUUGUUUUACUUGAACAGUCAUAGUGACAAAAAUGAGUGACGAAUGACUUGUUAUUGACCACUGUAAGCUGCUGAUGGUUUUUUUUAUACCCCAGAUUAAUGGAGGGCUAAUAGUUGGAUUAGAAUGUUUUUAUCUGUGUGUUUAUUCCAGAGCUGCGCUGAUGUGUAUCUCAGCCUGAAAGCUUUUCAGAGUAUGACAGAGCUGGAAAAACUAAGAAUGCUACUUAGAAAAGUAAGUGGACGAUUAGAAUAG
Messenger RNA from Porites evermanni, 22443 nucleotides. NCBI's taxonomy places the organism in Eukaryota, Metazoa, Cnidaria, Anthozoa, Scleractinia, Poritidae. The record is from the annotation of a GenBank genome assembly.